CGAUAUUCUCAUCUCCUAUCGGGAUAUACUCCAUCAGGUACAGGCUCCUGCCACAUAUAUCAAUCUCCGUUCACCACGCGGCUGGCUAUUCCUGCACUCUGCAUAUACUGCACUUUCCCUCGUAGCAAGCUAAACGAGUCUUUCGAAUAUUGAGAAUGUCCUUCUUCUUCGCACCCGCACCCGAGCCUGCCACUCGUCUUGGCUACUAUCGCAAGCUGGCGCCCCGCGCUGCCGUUCACGUUUCCCCUCUCUGUCUUGGUGGCAUGAGCAUUGGUGACAAGUGGGCUGCGUUCGGGAUGGGCUCCAUGGACAAAGAGUCCUCUUUCCGCCUUCUAGACGCCUUCUUCGAUGCCGGCGGAAACUUCAUUGAUACUGCGAAUAACUACCAAGACGGCAGUUCUGAGGAGUUCAUCGGUGAAUGGGCUGAAAGGCGCGGUGUUCGUGAUCAGCUUGUCAUCGCUACUAAGUUCACCCAUAACUGGCACCGCGGGGAUGACUCAAUUGUACAAAAAGUCAACUUCAUGGGCAACAACAUCAAGUCUCUUACGCUCUCGGUGGAAGCUAGUCUCAAAAAGCUCCGCACGACCUACAUCGACAUCCUAUACGUCCACCUGUGGGAUAACGAGGCAGAUGUCGAGGAGAUCAUGGAUGGUCUUCAUAACCUCGUUGUGUCCGGGAAAGUGCUUUACCUCGGUGUCUCGAACAUGCCUGCAUGGAUGGUCGUCAAAGCCAACGAAUACGCCCGUCACAACGGCAAGACACCGUUCGUCGUCUACCAGGCGCGUUGGUCUGUGCUCGAUCGUGAUAUCGAGCGCGAGAUCCUCUCCAUGUGCCGUCAUGAAGGUCUUGCCAUCGCGCCCUUUGCUGUCCUCGCCGGCGGCCACAUCCGCACCGAUGAGGAGGAGGAACGCCGCCGUGAGUCUGGCGAGGGCGGUCGUACGUUACUUGGCCAGAAGUGGGAGCGUACCCCAACGGAGCGUGCUGUGUGCCAGGCUCUGGAGAAAGUCGCGAAGGAGGUCGGGGCACAGCACAUCACCGCGGUCGCGAUCGCCUACGUGAUGCAGAAGGCGCCAUACGUUUUUCCUAUCAUCGGCGGGAGGAAGAUCGAACAGCUUCAUGCGAACUUGGAGGCGCUGAGUAUUCACUUGACCGACAAGCAUAUUAAGGCCAUCGAGGCCGCUGCGCCACUCCCGCUGGGCUACCCCUGGACUGUUACGGGUGCGUACGGCACCCUGCCAUGGUUCUACUCUUCACUUGCGAAAGUGGAACACCAGCCUAUUCUGGCACCGCUGAAGCCUACUCGUAACAACUGAACCAAAGGCAAUCUGAUGGACGUCGAAUGCACACCCAUAAGAUCCUCAAAUACAUUAGCUUUGUCCGAGAUUUCGCUCCUGAAAAUCUGCCAUAUUGAUUGAGUUCUCCUGAUGCUGCCCGUUACGCAGUGGCUAUUCUUAGUUAUCAAGCUUCCCUUCAGGUUGUGGAACUUACCAGUUGAAAACACGAGGUCGUUACUCAUCCGCGCGCCGACUGGUGUCGUCUCUUACCAUAGCACUAUAGCACACUCGAUGCUUGUAGUACUAGUUGCAGCAAAGAAGCCUGUGGUCGCAUGCAUUCUA
This is a messenger RNA of Dichomitus squalens LYAD-421 SS1, 1616 nucleotides long. RefSeq names its product Aldo/keto reductase. NCBI's taxonomy places the organism in Eukaryota, Fungi, Basidiomycota, Agaricomycetes, Polyporales, Polyporaceae. Bases 156 to 1313 code for a protein of 385 amino acids. The transcript is spliced from 6 exons. The record is from RefSeq and is a predicted model, not a curated record.